Messenger RNA from Pyrgilauda ruficollis (rufous-necked snowfinch), 2999 nucleotides. RefSeq names its product wiskott-Aldrich syndrome protein homolog 1-like. The transcript is spliced from 3 exons. Bases 1 to 963 code for a protein of 320 amino acids. Lineage: Eukaryota; Metazoa; Chordata; Aves; Passeriformes; Passeridae. The record is from RefSeq and is a predicted model, not a curated record.
AUGGCUGUGCCAUGGCAGGGCUUCUCUCCUCUGGUGUGCGCUGGCUGGCGUGGCAGGGAGCUGCGGGGAGCUAACGCAGACAUGUCUCAGUGCGCGCUACCUGCGCGGCGCGGCACGGAGCCUUCGGUCCCCAGGCGCCACAGCCACUUCACUAACCCCCUGCACCAGAGUGACGCUCAACCCUGCGCACAGGAGACGGGCACCUGUACCUGUCCCCCCGGCCGCCUCGGCUUUAUUCAUAGCCCGGGGGCAGCGCGGCGGAGCCGGGCGCCGCGGAGCUGCCGGGGACUGCCUGGGCCAGCGCCCCCGGCCGCGGGGAGGGGGCAAGGGGGGGAGGCGCGGCAGCGCCCGGCACCGGGGACCCGCUCCCUGCAGCGCCCCCGAGGCGGGCUGCGCCGUGGCUGCCCGCCCUGGGCGCAGCCCCACAGACGCUGCCCGGGCACCGGGGGCUUCCUCCGGGCGGAGCUGGGGGGCAGCCGAGCGGGGAGCGGAUACAGGUGCCGGCGGCAGCCGAAAGCAGGUCGGGGCAGGAGCGCUGGUUCCCGCUUGUCCUCUCCGUUCUCCUGCGCCCGUCCCUGCGUCCGGCCGUCCGUCCCGCCCGGCCUCAGCCGCAGGCUGCCGCCGCCACUGCCGCUCUCUCCUGAGGAGAAGUUACACGGGCCCGAGGCUGGGCGAACGGGCGGCGAGGUCCCAGUCCGAAAUGCCUUUCCCGGUGCGCAGCCUCCCUCCACCCUCGGUCAGCCCCGGGUGCCCAGGGCUACUUCGGGUUCCGGGCCGGUGUCCAGGACCGCGCAGCGCCCGGGAUCCCCGCGGGAGCCUGUGCAUGACAAGUUCCACCGCGCGCUCGAUUGCCCUUGCAGCUUUCAGUGCGGGGAAACCACUCGGAGAAAGAAAACGCGAGCCUUCUCCCCAUCUGCACUUGUAAACAGAAAGCCAAUCAUGCCACGAUCCUUUGCAUUUUAAAGCGGAGUAACAAACCCACAGCGACGUGGAUGCCCUGCUUGCCCGCCCAGGCUCCCUCCCCGCCGGCGGGACGAGGGCUCUGCCAUGCCCCCGGGAGUGCAGGAGGCGUGUGUGCCUCCCCCUCCCGGCCCUGCGGGUCUGGACUUUUCCUCCCGUCCCCCGGGGGACCUGUCCCUCUGCCCUACCCCAGGCUCCCGCUCCGGGCUCUGAGCCAGGCCGACUUCCCCGGGGCAGCGCCCUGCCCUUGCAGGGGGAGCCCCGCCGCUCCCGGGACCCCGUCCAGCCGCCGGCCGGCCCGGCCGAGCCCGUGUUUUACAGAGCGGGGUGGCACCCUCCGCCGCCGGGAGGUGACACCUGCCCUUCGGCCCUAACGAGCUUUGAGGGCACCGGGACCUCUCGGUGUGGCCUCCAAACCUUUCCCCGUCCCGGCGCCGGGUGCUCGGCCAGAGGCCGCCCCCGCUUUUCCCGACGGCAGAGUUACAGCGGGGGGAACUCCGGUGGUGAGGCGCUGGGGGGCUGCUGGAUUCAGCUGCCUCCCUGCCCUGAAAUAUGGUGUUCAAGGGCAGGAGACAUCGUUCAAAGAAUAAUCUUUUAUAUUAACAGCUACAACCAGUAACAGUACAUUAAUAUGAGUCUUUUGUAAUGUAACAACCUCAGGUCCACGAGAUCAACAUUUUUAAUUAUUUCAGUGAUGCUUAAAGGAAGUGAGCAGACUCGAGUCUGUCUUUUCCAAUUUGCUCAUGUCGACCUGCACAUCUUGGAAAUUGCCAUCCAUUGCCGCUCUGACCUAUGUAGCAGAAAGCACGGUGGCUUUCUGUCAAAAACUGGUAUAGCCAAGUAGUAGGGCAACCAGACUAAGUGGAGCUGGAAUCCCAAUAGACAUGCAGGCAGGUCAACCAUGGUGACAUCAUGGACACUGAGGGAACACUGGCCACUGAUAAAUCUGGGAAGAUGCUUGCAACAAGAGCAAAAGCUUUUGGGCAGCACUCCCAAAAAAACACAGGCCAGAAUCUGAGGCCAGAAGGGCAUUUGUAGAUCUUGCUUUAUGCUGUUCAUAAUGUUAGGUUGUCUUUCUCCUUUUUCACUUUUGUUUAAAUGGCCAAUAAUGCUAAGGUUUCAACCAUUUUUAAUGUUUUAACUAUUAAUAGGUGCUCUUUUCACUGUAGAAGUGCCGUUGGUCCUGUCUACCCUGGCAUUCUUUGGCAUUCUUUCCCAUUUCUGUAGCUAGACCAAUGCCCUCUCUGCUGUGAAAAGGCCAUUAUUAAAUGAUACCGAGUGGUCAUAACCCUUAAUUUUCCAUGUCAUUAGACAAACAGCACUGGUGAUAGCACCACAUAUUUCCAUUCAGAAAGGGAAUAUAAUUUCAUUUUCAGUGUCAAUUCCUUUGGCACUCUGGCUGUAUUUUGAAGACCUACUUUCUAAGAUACCAGAUGGGAGAAAACAGCAGCUUGAUCUCUUACUUUUUUGGCCUUUAUUUUCCUGUAGAGGUUACUAAAUCACACCUAGUCAAGGAAUAAUAUACUAAUGCAUGUAUCAUAACUCAUGUUCACUAUGAAGGUCCUAGAAACACAUUAGCUUAAUCAUGAAACCUCUGAGAUAAUUUACUUAACUGGAAUAAUUUCACAGGAAAGCCAAUAUAAUUCAGGAUAUAGUAAAUACAUGGAUAGAAAUCAGAUUUUCACUCAAACUAUUUUUGUCCUCAUCUGGUUAUAUGGUGCCAAGUUAUGUGGUAGCCUCAGAGCAGCAAGGUUUGUCUUAAUUUGCAGGGAUCCAUACAGGUACAUUUCUUUUCCUUUUCUCACAUUAAAUUCAUUAUGUGAUGUUCAAAAGACUGAUGCACACUAGAAAACCUUUAGGCAUUUCUGUGUAACGGCGAUGGUUUAUUAAAAGGAUAGGUUAUUACUUUGAACAAUGACUUCAGUGCGUAUGUUAAAAUGUGAAAUGUUUAUGGUACUGGCCUGUUUUGGCCAGAAUCUGUACAACUAGACUUUUAUUCAUAAAUGCAUGCCUUAGCUAAUAAACCACAUUUAUUUUCA